Cyclopterus lumpus (lumpfish) is the source of this 6212-nucleotide messenger RNA. It is a transcript of the gene baz1a, whose product is annotated as bromodomain adjacent to zinc finger domain, 1A. Bases 804 to 5189 code for a protein of 1461 amino acids. The transcript has 29 exons. The record is from RefSeq and is a predicted model, not a curated record. Gene Ontology annotation, biological process: chromatin remodeling. Gene Ontology annotation, molecular function: protein binding. NCBI's taxonomy places the organism in Eukaryota, Metazoa, Chordata, Actinopteri, Perciformes, Cyclopteridae.
AACACACCAACGCUCGGACACACGGAGCAACAUGUUUGUUUUCUCUUUUGUUUCAGAAUCAAUUACUGAACCAGUGAAUAUAUAUUAUUAAUAUAUGUAUAUUUGUAAUUGUAUAUAUUUCGUCUCUAAAUAGAAACAAACCGUGUUUCUAAUAUUUGGAUCAAACUAAACAUGUGAAACCUUCUAAAUAGUCAAAGUAAAUUAUAUUUGAUCUAUUUCCAACAUGAUGAGCUCAACAUAUUUAUUAAUUAAAUGGAACUCGUCUUGAUUGAUUCGUGUAAAUCAGGAGAGCUGACGUCAUGAAACACUAAAGAAGAAAAAGAAAAAGAAGGGGGAGAGGAACUGGAGACUGACUUUUUAACGGAACAGCGGAGCUCUGAGAUAUCCCAGCUUCGCGAGGGUCCGUGAAGGGGAUACAAACUUGGUCAACAAGACGCCAGUUGAGCAGCUUUCGGCUUCAUCCUGGAACUUCUUCUUCUUCUUCUUCGUCUCCCACAACUACUUUUCCUUCUUCUCGGUGGUUUCGGGCCGCAGCUCGUCCUUCCGAGCCCCUGCUCGGUGAAGUCCUCCGGAGCCGGGUUCCCUUGGUGACCCCUGAGAGCCGGUGAGGGUCCGGGAGCAGCUCCAUGCGGGCCGGCUAACAAAAGACCAGCGCGGCUUCCCCUCCGGUUCUUCCCGCUCAGGGCUCCGGUUCUCCCGUGAGGACGAGCUUUGGGUCCGUUUAUCCACAGCCCGGGUCUCCAGUUCGGUUCUUUGUGACCCGGUGUCCCUGUUUCCCCUUCUUCUCCCCAAAGAGCCGCGAGAUGCCGCUUCUGCACAGGAGAGCCUUCACCCGGCAGAGACCUCCCGGGGACCUGCGUCCCGACGAGGAGGUCUUCCUCUGCAAGAUCACCCACGAGAUCUUCAGGAGCUACGACGAGUUCUUCGAGCGGACCAUCCUGUGUAACAGCCUGGUAUGGAGCUGCGCUCUCACGGGCCGGGCCGGCCUCACUUACCUGGAGGCGAUGGAGAGUGAGCGGCGGGCCCGGCUGAGUCUGCAGAGCUUCUCCCCUGCGCUGCUGGUUCCGCUGCUCCACCUGGCCGCUCUGAGCCGCCGCUGCCGGCUGACGGAGCUCUGCGAGGACGUCUAUAACUUCGCCAAAGACCGCUUCUUCCCCGGGGAGACGGUGGACGUCAACGCCGCCAGACAUGUGUGUGAGAUCCUGCAGGUUCACUCUUCUCACUCCAGCGCUAACGGCCGCCCCAAACCAGCCGACCAUGACACCAUCGUCAUCAGUGACAGCGACGAGGAGGGCAAAGCCUUCCAGAAUCCCACAGCACAGGUCAACGGCAGGAAGAAGAAAAAGCCUCUGAGUCCAUCAGUGUUUAAAUACACAGUGAGGGCGAUAAAGGCCGAACACACCGAGCCGUUCACUGUGAAAGCCAAUCAGAUCAGUCGUAGAAAGACCAGCGUGUCCAAAGAGAGACUGAAGCUGCUGUUCAAGCAACACUGUGAACCUCAGAAUGGGACCAUCGUACUCAAGCCCUCCACAGUGGUGAAGUACCGGCUCUCUGAACAAACCCUCUCUCAGUUCUUCCCUGAUGAACCUCCCCUCUUCCCCUUCAGCCUCCACUCUAAAGGUGGAGGGCGUGGCUCACCUGCUCAGAAGGGUGUGAUGUGUUCUCAGGCAAGCUCAUCGUGGAUGAAAGCGGCGGCGGAGGAGAAGUUGAAGCUGCUGCAGCAGAAGGAGGACAUGGCAGCUGCAGUUCAGGACCGAACUCGGCUGAAGAAGAAGGAGGAUGUGCUGGAGACCAAGAGGAGGGAGCGGGAGGAGCAGAGGAGGAGGUUUGAGGAGGAGAAACAGAGGAGGAGGGAGGAGAAGGAGCGCAGUAAGCUGGAGAAGGACAGGGAACGAGAGAAGCUGAAGGAGGAGAAGAAGAAAUACGCUGAGCGACUGAAACUAUGGAAUAAACCCAGAGAAGACAUGGACUGUGAAGACCUGAAGGAGUUGCCCAGUCCGGUUCCAGUGAGGACUCGUCUUCCAGCCCAUCUCUUUGGUGAAGCUCUGAUGGUUCUGGAGUUCCUGCGGGCCUUCGGCGAGGUCUUUGCCCUGAAGGACGAGUUCCCCGACGGCGUCUCUCUGGAGGUUCUAGAAGAGGCUCUGGUGGGUUCUGAUCCUGAGGGUCCUCUAUGUGAGUUGCUGUUCUUCUUCCUGUCGGCCAUCUUUCAGGCUCUGGACGAGGAGCAGGAGGACGUGGCGAAAGAGCAGGCUGAAGACCUGUCGGAGGCCCUGGAUGAGGACUGUGAUGCGACCCACUCGGCGCUCAGUGCCGUGUCCUCGCUGGCGGCCUCGUGGUCUCCGCUGCACCAGGGCUGCGGUCUGAAGCAGCUGGACCUGGACAGCUGCACGCUGUCGGAGAUCCUGCGGCUGCACAUCCUGGCGUCCGGCGCCGACUGUUACCACGGCAACGCCAAGUUCCGCUACCAGAAGCAGGGCGGGUUCACGCCGAUGGACGAUCCGUGUGUCGAACUGCGAUUGGCUGAGCCGGCGCUGCUGAAGAGGCUGACGAGCACUUCUGUGUACGACCUGUUGCCAGGGGAGAAGCUGAGGAUCCUGCAGGCUCUGGUGGGGAAGUUGUUGACGUUGGCGUCCAGCAGAGACCUGAUUGAAGACUGUGUGGAGGAUCAGAGAUCCGCCAAACAGGAGUUGAGAGAAAUCAGAGCUGAACAACACCGCAGAGACAGAGAGGAGGCUGCACACAGAGUUCGUCUCCGUAAAGAGGAGAAACUGAGGGAGCAGGAGCUGAGGCUGAAAAAGGAGAUGAGCCUGAAGGAGCAGGAAGUGAAGGGAAGACUCAACAGCAGUGACACUCCUGGAGAACAACUUGCUGAGGAAGACGAGGAGCAACGCUCCAAGAAGAUGAAGGCUCAAGUCAACCAGAGAGACCAUCAGAUGACCUCUGACCUCAAAGCCCCGUGUGGCCCCCCCACCCUCCUGAGUGCAGAGGAGCAGGAGAAGGUUCGAGAGCUGCAGGAGCGGAUCCAGAAGGCGGCGGCCUGCACCUGCCUGCUUCCUCUGGGCCGAGACCGCCUGUACCGCCGGUACUGGCUCCUCCCUUCCGCCGCCACCCUGUUUGUAGAGGACGACUGUUUCGGGCUGACGGAGGACAUGCUGCGUCCACGGCCCAGACCCGCGCAGGACGCCACCAACGAGAUGGAGGACGAGGAGGUGGUCCAGGAGGAGCCCACCGAGAGGAGUGCUGGCUCAAGUCCCGCCCUCAUCCACACCUGUGGGCCGCAAGUCAAACGUCUCAACCAAUGGUUUUUCUACACCUCAGAGGAGGAGGUGGAUGAGCUCAUAGAGGCUCUGAACCCCCGAGGUCACCGAGAGAGCGGCUUGAAGGAGGCGCUGCUGCAGGAGAGAGACCGACUGACACACCUGAACAAGCACAGUCACACAGAUGAUUUGGAGUCUUCCCGAUCUGUCCCACAAUGCACCUCUGCAGCUGAGACUCUGAUGGAGGGGAGACUGAGAGACCUGCUGUUGGACAUUGAGGACCGAAUCCACCAGGGAACCCUAGGAACCCUGAAGGGGAUGGACAGACAGGUGUGGCGCUCUGCGCUGGAAGCGGGAAACUACGAGCUGCUGAGUUCUGACGGCAGACAGAACGGAGGGAUGAACGGACGAGUGGAACCCAUGGAGGUGGACUCACCUGUCCACCUGAGAGCCAGAGACAGGCUGCAGGAGCUGAAGUCGGACAGCACAGCAGUGGCGAGCAGUGGCAGUGGGACUCCUCAGCCAGUCAGCAGCUCGGUACGAAUCCUGGCUCAGGCACUCGCUCACAUCGAGCAAGGCAUCGAGAGGCGCUUCAUCAAAGCUCCGCUGGGUGACGAAGACUCAAAGAAAGACCACAAGAACAAGAAGAACAAGAAGAAGGACGAUGACCAGGCUAGUGAUGACGGCAGUGACAGCAGCCGGGUCAGUAAGACUGUGUUGGAGCGAUGGAGGGAGUCUCUUCAGAUCUGUUCAAGUCUUUCUCAGGUGUUUGUUCACCUGUCCAGUCUGGAGAGAAGUGUCCUCUGGUCUCGCUCCGUCCUCAAUGCUCGCUGUCGCAUCUGCAGACGCAAAGGAGAUGCCGACAACAUGCUGCUGUGUGACGGCUGUGAUCGAGGACACCACACCCACUGUCUGAGGCCCCGCCUCAAGUCGGUUCCAGAAGGAGACUGGUUCUGUCCAGACUGUCGACCCAAACCAAGCCGCCUUCCAACCCGUCACCGCUCUUCUGUUGAGUCGUCGGGGGAAAAAGAGGAGGAGUCGUCGGGGGAAGAAGAGGAGUCGGAGGAGUCGGAAGAAGAAGAGGAGGAGGAGGAGUCGGAGGUAGAAGAGGAGUCUGAGGAAGAGUCAGACAAGGAGAAGGAAGAAGUAGUGAGAACCAAGAAAAACCAGGCCCCGCCCCCUAAAGGCAAAUGUCAACAAGCCCCGCCCCCUAAAGGUCAACAGGCAACGCCCAAAGGUCAACAAGCCACUGCCAAGAACAACAUGCCCGCCUCGACGGGAAUAAACACAUCCGCCUCCAAGUCUUCAGGUAAGAAGGCCACACCCCCCACAGUGAAAGCCAACACGUCUGCAGGUAAAGCUCCGGCUCGUUCUGGGAGUCGUGUCAGCGCCCGUCUGAGCCUCGAGAUCCUGGCACCAAACAGGAACACCAAAACCUCAUUGGGUCCGACCGAUCCCCGCAAAAGACCGCAAACAGACGUAGCUCCGCCUCUCAAACCCUCCAGACCCGUCCUCCCCCCUUCAUCCUCCUCCCCUUCGUCUUCAUCCAGCCGACGCUCCUCUGGCAGGAACUACGGCGUCCACGAGCUGUCGGCCUGCGAGCAGCUGACUGUGGAGCUCGUCAGACAUGAAGACAGCUGGCCUUUCAAGAAGCUGGUGUCCCGGACUCAGGUCCCUGACUACUAUGACAUCGUCAAAAAGCCGAUUGCUCUCAGCACCAUUAGAGAGAAAGUCAACAACUGUGAAUAUCAGACGGCAGAGGAGUUUGUCUCUGACGUGGACCUGAUGUUCUCCAACUGUCUCCAGUACAACCCUCGCCACACCACCGAGGCCAAGGCGGGGCAUCGCCUGCAGCAGUUUUUCCACUCUGAGCUCGACAGGCUCGGCCUAUCGGAGCGCAGCGCUCCGCCGGCCAAGCACUCCCGACACUAAACCAAACGCACCCUUGUGACCUCACCGCCGUCUUCUCUGCUUAUUGGUCCAGGGACGAGGCGCCCCCUCCUCAUGGACUGAUGAGUUGCUUCAUGACCUUUGACCCACCCCCGCCCCCCAGUGACAAUCAAAACAUUUCAUCGGCAACAUGACUGCAGGGGCAAAAGGUCACGAAGGCAAACGCCAACAAACCUCCUCAGACUGUUAACCAGAGACCACGUGAUCACAGUUCAGGGGUCUGCCACCUGUUGACCUUCCGGGUCGUUGCUUCCUGUCCUUGUUAGUGGACAGACGUUUCUGUAGGACAGACACAGGAGGGUCCACUCGGUUAGAAAAGUAACAACCACUAAACAAAGCUAUUUAAAUUAGUUUUCUCUCAGGGACAAAAAAAAAUUAGAUUUGAAUGAAAAAUGUUUUCUACCGUGCAGCAGAGUCACCAUGGCAACAAGUUUUCAGGCUAAAUCUCUUCAACUAGUUUAGACGUAAUCUUCAUUUGGGUGUUAACAUGAAUAAAAGUGAAAUAAACAAUAGUAAUGAGAUUCUCACUGAUUUUAGCCUUAAAGGGACAGUUACACAUUAGUCUUUCACCUGUGUGUGUGUGUGUGUGUGUGUGUGUGUGUGUGUGUGUGUGUGUGUGCAUUGAGGCUUAGCAUAGUGUAGCAUAAAGACUAACGCCAGAUGUGAAAUGGCUUUAGAUGAAAGUAAAAAUAAAUUAAUAUGUGAAACUGUCCCUUUAGUGAUAAACCUGCAUCUCUGGUUUUGUAGUUUUUAUGUAUUCGAGUUCAACAAUGUUCUUCCUGCUUUCGGCUGUUUUUGUUUGUUUGAUGUGUUCUUCUUCUGUGGUGUUAGUGACUGCUACAGCUCAGUCAGAGUGUGAGUGUGUGUGUGGAAGUCAGCUGUACACGACACUGGAGCCGCCGCUGCGUAUUUAUUUAGUUCUGCGUUGGCUUUAUUUUUUAUUUAUGACAUAGUUUCCUGAUGCUGUUUGUUCUCAUUUAAAAAAUAAAUGGACUUUUAUACCCA